This is a messenger RNA of Rhodamnia argentea, 956 nucleotides long. RefSeq lists its product as uncharacterized. The transcript is spliced from 3 exons. Lineage: Eukaryota; Viridiplantae; Streptophyta; Magnoliopsida; Myrtales; Myrtaceae. Gene Ontology annotation, molecular function: SNARE binding. The record is from RefSeq and is a predicted model, not a curated record. Gene Ontology annotation, cellular component: synaptic vesicle; BORC complex; BLOC-1 complex. The coding region runs from base 85 to 537 and encodes 150 amino acids. Gene Ontology annotation, biological process: lysosome localization; lysosome organization; endosome to lysosome transport.
UGCUUAAAAUCCCACCGAGGCAUUGAGCUGCAACAGUGUCUGACAAUUCUCAGUGCCCGACUCUCCCGAUUCCUCGACGACGCCAUGGAAACAAGUGAUGCCAAUUGCGAGCCCGACGACGAGGGCGCGAGCGUCGUCGUCGUUCCUCCGAGUGCGGACAACUGUGAGGCUCCCGAAUCUUCGAAAGAGGGCGACAACGACGCGGCCGGCGACCGGAGUUCCGGCGACGCGGUCGCCAAAGGAAUAUCGUCGGUUCUGGUCUCCGUCAUCAGAGACUUCGAUUCCCGAGCUCAGGACACUCUGAAGAGCCAGGACCAUCUCUCCUCCUCCAUCGAUCGUCUCACGAGCGAGCUUGAUCGAUUGCUGGAAGAUGCGCCCUUGCCAUUCAUCAUGCAACACGCUGCCAGGAUCUCCAGCGUUAGAAAGAGAGUGUCAUCAAUGAAUGCGGUUUUAAGAUCUAUACAGCGGCGUGUGGACAACAUUGACCGUAUGCUAUCAACAGCCUCGCCCCCCGAGAAAACCACAGACGGAAUUUGACCAUUUUGAGAUCGCUGAUGCUUCUGAGUACUCUUUGGGGUCAAACAACAGGUAGGUAGAGCUGAAUCAACUUGUGCAUGGACAGCGUGAAGUUUGGGAGGUCAAAUUUUCCUAUCUAAUCCAGCAAGAUGAUUCAAAAGUUCAGAGAUUUGAGAAUCCCAAUUGCCUUCUCCACAGGAAAAGGUGCUUUCCGAGGUUGUUCAGCCUAAAUAUCAAGCAAACAAACGUUCUUUUACCUGAAAUUUUUGUAUGCCUUCAGAGCUCCUGCAUGCUGCAAAUUCCAUGUGGGUUCUGUUCAUAAGAGUGGCAGAUCAAUAGGGUAUGACAAGCUGGUAGACUCAGUCUAGCUGUUGGUGACAAUCCUGCUAGUUGUUCUUAUGAUUUUUUCAGAAAUGAUACUGCAAAGAUUGACACGGUUA